AACCUCAGGAUGGAGUCUGUUGGGAAGUUUGAGUUCAACAGGAAGAACUUGAUUGGCCACGGUGCCUUUGCAAUUGUGUUCAAAGGCAGACAUAAAGAGAAACGUGACUGGGAAGUUGCUAUAAAGUGUAUCAACAAGAAAAACUUGGCCAAGUCGCAGUCUUUGCUUGGGAAGGAAAUCAAAAUAUUAAAGGAACUCAAACAUGACAACAUUGUUCGAUUACUUGACUACCAGGAGAUGGGCGGAUCUGUGUAUCUCGUAAUGGAGUACUGCAACGGAGGCGACCUGUCUGAGUAUCUCCACUCCAAGGGUGCACUGAGUGAGGACACCAUCCGUGCAUUCCUACAGCAAAUUGCCCAGGCCAUGAAGGUCCUGCAGAGUAAAGGCAUCCUCCACAGAGACCUCAAACCCCAGAACAUUUUACUCUGCCACCCAGAGGGGCGCAGGUCCAGUUCCAUCAACACUAGCAUUAAAAUAGCUGAUUUUGGGUUUGCGCGGCACCUCCAGACAAACACCAUGGCUGCCACACUGUGUGGCUCUCCCAUGUACAUGGCUCCUGAGGUCAUCAUGUCUCAGAACUAUGACGCCAAGGCUGAUCUGUGGAGCAUAGGUACUAUUGUGUACCAGUGUCUGACUGGAAAAGCCCCUUUUCAUUAUAAAGAGUAA
Molecule: messenger RNA, 666 nt
Organism: Nematolebias whitei (Rio pearlfish)
Lineage: Eukaryota; Metazoa; Chordata; Actinopteri; Cyprinodontiformes; Rivulidae
Gene: ulk1a
Product: unc-51 like autophagy activating kinase 1a
Exons: 9
Coding region: 10-666 (218 amino acids)
Biological process (GO): autophagosome organization; peptidyl-serine phosphorylation; protein autophosphorylation
Cellular component (GO): autophagosome; cytoplasm
Molecular function (GO): protein serine/threonine kinase activity; ATP binding
Source: RefSeq, a predicted model, not a curated record